Corythoichthys intestinalis (scribbled pipefish) is the source of this 5791-nucleotide messenger RNA. RefSeq lists its product as uncharacterized. The transcript is spliced from 11 exons. Gene Ontology annotation, biological process: mitotic sister chromatid segregation; cell division. Gene Ontology annotation, cellular component: MIS12/MIND type complex. The record is from RefSeq and is a predicted model, not a curated record. Lineage: Eukaryota; Metazoa; Chordata; Actinopteri; Syngnathiformes; Syngnathidae. The coding region runs from base 62 to 1045 and encodes 327 amino acids.
CUGUAGUUCAGAGGGCGGAGCGAAUUAGGCGCGCGAUGUCACAACAUUUUUGAACGUAAACAUGGCGGAAGACUCCUCGUCAACAAACAAUCGCGGGUCUGUCGCCGCUAUGGAAACGACAAAUGAGCCGUCACCCAAACGGUGUCCAUCACCCAGUGCCCCAGAUGGCAUCCCUCCGCAAAAGUCACCCCGUGUUGAAAUGCCGUUACCUGGCAAACAGACCGAAGAAGCGCAUCCGGACAAAGACGUGCUGGAAAUGGCUUUAGAAAGUGCAACGAAACCUGAGACUUGUCUGCCCGUAAACACUGCAGCACGAAGGAAAUCAUGGAGGAGAGCCACUUUAUCCAGGCGUUCCCUGACGGCACUUUGUAACCCAGAGCAAACUUUAUCAAUGGGUAUCAGCACAUCUAUACCACAACAGGAGAGGUUGGGUAUGUUAAUGGAGUCUGCAAUGAAUUUGUCCUUGGAUAAACUUCAGAAUUCGCUCCUGUCUGUGCCGAAUUCGUCGCCAGAAUUAUUUCGGAAAAAAGUCGAGAAAUUGAAGAAAAAGUCCAGUUCUGUAACCGAAGCCAUUAGCAACCAACAACAAAGUCAAAGGACGGAAGACUCUAAAGUGCGGGCGAUACGAUUAUUCCAAAAUACCAUUAACAGGAUUCAAGCUGAAAUUAAUUCUUGGGAAACUCUCUCUCAAAAACACAAGAGUCAGGCAGAAGAAUUGGAAAGGAAAGUAGCUCAGAACCAAAAGGAAGUCAUCUCGUUGGACGACGCGUGUACGAUCAAGUCCAAACAGUACGAGUUAAUUCGGAGUAAACCUGACUACAAUGGCCUCUUGAGUAAACGACGGUCCAUACUAAACACUGUCACAUCUGUUAUGGGCACUCAGCAUAAAAUCAAUCGAGCGCUUCAGUCCGUCAAGGAGACGUCUCAGUUGAUGCUGAAAGAGAUUAGUGGCAGAUUGGCGGCGCACGCGGGAUUUCAGGGUCAUUCUCCCGAUCUUAUUCUGGACCUAAUGAUGACACUUUGUUCAUCCACAAGUACAAAGUAACACGAGUUGGAGGCAAGCCAACAAAUGGACUCUUUUUGUAUAUAACUAUAUAAACCCACAGUAUGUGUAUUCAUAGACUUCACCAUCAGAUUGGGAAGUCUAUGGUUUAUUGUGUAAGUAGGCGUGUUUUUUUACGUUGUCAUGCUAGAGCCGUAACUAGUACUUUUGAUGUAAUUCAUACGUGUGUCCAGCUGGUGGCAGUGGCUGUCUUGUAAACCGUUGUUCAAAGCAAGAGGUCUGGUGUGUAUUUAAGAAAUGCACUCUAGAUCUCAUUAAUAAAUAAUAAUUGGGAAAAAAAACUCAAAGCUUGAUGUCAUCACUAAACGCAUGCUGUUAAAAACUACAGAUAAAACAAAAAGCAAUUCAAAAAUCAGACAAAACCAAUGAGACAUUUAACAAAAACAAGUCAUAACAAUAAUAUUCAUAAUAAAAUUGGCAAUUUAUUCAUUAUGCUCAAAAAUGUGUAAAUGGUCAUGUAGACCACAAUAUUAACGUUUGGUAUACAAAUUUGGAUGCCAGGUUUCAUUUAUAACUAUGUUUAUAGCCCCCGAUAAAACUAUAAAGUAGUUCAAAAAAAUUUUUUUUUAAAUCUUCGUACCGUAAUUUUCCGACUAAUAGCAGCUACUUUUUUCCUCUCAUUUUGAAUCCUGUGGCUUACAGUCCAGUGCGGCUUAUUUGUUGAUAGCUAACUUUAUUUGACAGCGGCGUCAUAAGACGGCCAUAAGACAAUUAUAAUUAUGACAUUAUCUUGGGCAUUAAUGAAUGCUUAUGACAGAUGUGAUAAAGUGUAAAUUAUGUCACUAACUCCAUUGAUGUCCAGCUCUGACCUUUUACAUCCAUUCAAAAGGGAGAUAAUUUGACGGAUGACACAAAAUAACUGUCUUAAGGAUUCAUUAAUGCUCAUGGCAGUGUCAUGUCAUAAUUAUGAUGGUCUUAUGUAGGGCUGCAGCUAUCGAAUAUUUUAGUAAUCGAGUAAUCGACUGAAAAUACUAUCGAGUAAUCGGAUAAAACAUAUAUUUUAGGUGAAGAGCAAUUAUAAAUACAGUGGUACCUCUACAUAGGAUCACUUCGACACACGAUCUUUUCGACAUCCGACGUAAAAUUUGAGCCGCCAUUUGUUUCUACAUCCGACGAGUUGCUCGAAAUACGACGACAUGACAGCACUGCAAACGAACGCACGGUGGAUUUUCUUGUGUGAGAAAUCAACACAGUUUUCAAAAAAAGUUGAUACAGUUGGAGAAACAAGGAAAAAAGUGAUGCUUACCUUUGAAAUGAAGAUGCAAGUUAUAGAAAAAUAUGAGCUUGGGGUGCGCGUCCCUGAACUGGCUCAACAAUACAGCUCCGUGGUCCUCUUCCGACCACCGUUCGCCACUAUUUAUAAGUUAAGGUGACAAUUAUUAUUGUGGUAACAUUGCCAAGGAAAUCGCCAGCUUCGUCACGUUUUUAUCAUUUAUUUAAGAACUUAUCCAACACAAAACGCCCAUUGUCUUAAGCAGUUGACCGCUCUCAAGAAAACGAAAGUAUUAUCUCUACCGCACCCACCUAUCUCACUGAGACGUCACCUUCGUGGUGCGUUCAGGGACAGUAAAAAGUGUCCGCCAUAUUAGAAUCCGAUUCAUUACAUUAUUUACAGGAAUAAUUAUUAAUUAUUCUUCUUAUUAUUAUAUUAUUCUGAAUUAUUUAUUUAUAACUUAUUUGUUUUUCUAUGUUUAAUUGCCAUUUGUAACAGUGCCAGCAGUAUUUAUUAAGAAUUUAGUGUAUGUUUUUAGGCUUUGGAACGAAUUAAUGGAAUUAUAAUGUAUUCCUAUGGGAAAAUCCUGCUCGACAUACGACCAUUUCGACUUACAAACAAGGUCCUGGAACGAAUUAAAUUCGUAUGUAGAGGUACCACUGUACCCUAAUUUUCGCACUAUAAGGCGCACCUGGCUAUAAGCCACAGCCCACCAAAUUUGGCCCGAAAACUGCAUUUGUUCAUAGAUAAGCCGCACUGGACUAUAAGCCGUAGCUAUCCUCACUGUUUUAUGGGAUAUUUACACCAAAAGAUAGUAACCGGUCACACUUUUUUUGACAGCGGCAUCAUACGACUGUCAUAAGACCAAAUGAACCACCAGGAAUCUUUGAACCAAUUGGCUGCAAAGCUUCAUUCCUUCAAGAAGCUUCAUUGGGCCAUCACUGCUCCCUUGGUGGAGACAGGCAACCUCUGCUGCCACCUGCUGUAAACACUGUUGUCAUCCAACAUGCCUCCUAGCAUGCAUUGUAUUGUACAGAUAUAUAUUUUAAUUAGGGCUGUCAAAAUUAUCGCGUUAACGGGCGUUAAUUAAUUUUUUAAAAUAAUCACGUUAAAAUAUUUGACGCAAUUAACGCAGAUGCCCCGCUCAGAGAGUUUUAAAUGACAGUACACAUUGAAACGCUCACUUGUUGUGUUUUAUGGAGUUUUGCCGCCCUCUGCUGGCGCUUGGGUGCGACUAAUUGUAUAGGCAUCCAUGAGCAUUGAGUAAGUAAUUAUUGACAUCAACAAUGGCGGGCUACUAGUUUAUUUUUUGAUUGAAAAUUUUACAAAUUUUAUUAAAACGAAAACAUUAAGAGGGGUUUUAAUACAAAAUUUCUCUAACUUUUACUAAAAUUUUUCUAUUAAGAACUACAAGUCUUUCUAUCCAUGGAUCGCUUUAACAGAAUGUUAAUAAUGUUAAUGCCAUCUUGUUGAUUUAUUGUUAUAAUAAGUAGUCCUUAUGUACCAUAUGUUGAAUGUAUAUACUGUAUCCAUCUUGUGUCUUAUCUUUCCAUUCCAACAAUAAUUUACAGAAAAAAAUGGCAUAUUUUAUAGAUGGUUUGAAUUGCGAUUAAUUAGGGUUAAUUAAUUUUUAAGCUGUAAUUAACUCGAUUAAAAAUUUUAAUCGUUUGACAGCCCUAAUUUUAAUCAAAAUUCAUGUUCUGUGCUAAUUAUUUCUUCAGUUACUGCUCCAGUUGUUUCAUCAAUUGUUAGUUAUGGUAUUUGCUAACACUUUAUUUGACAGUGGCGACAUAAUAAUUAUUGACACUGUCCUGAGCAUUAAUAAAUGCAUUCAUAAAUGCUUAUAACAGAUGUCAUUUAGUGGUAUCCGGCAAAAGAUUUCACUUUUGAAUGGAUGUAAAAAUUCAAGCUGGAAAUAAAUGAAGCUAGUGACAUAAUUUCCCGGAUGACACUUAAUGACAUAAGCAUUCAGUAAUGCUCAUGAUAGUUUCGUGUCAUAAUUAUGACUGUCUUAUGACAGUCUUAUGAUGCCGCUGUCACAUAAAGUGUUACCUAUUAACUCAAAUAAAUCAACAUAUAAGCCGCACUGGACUAUAAGCCACAGGUAUCAAAAUGAAGGAUAAAAGUAGUGGCUUAUAGUCCGAAAAUUACGGUAUACAUGAGAAAACAAAACAUUUCAUCUAAUUUUGAACCAUUUUCAGUCAAUCAAUGUCUUUAUUUUCGAUGUAUAUGUUAGGGUCCGCGAAGGCGGAAACAAGGUUGGACCUCACAACAGACGACUGAAGGAAGCGUACAAGGGUUUAUUAAAUACAACACAAAAAACACGCGAUCGCGGCAAAAAGGGGAAAUAACAAAACGGGUCCGUGACAGGAGGUCAACAGGGAUCAAUAUACAAACACGAAGGUAAACCAAGGUGCUAGGCAGAGCCAAUAAAACAACCAAAAUACACUCACAUACCUGCACAAGGUAGAGGCAUACAAAACUAAAGUCACAGGCGACCAAAACCCACGGAGGGGGGCGAAAUGACCAAAAUAGCAAGUUACUCGAAAUGCAAGGAAGUCUAAAUGGCGACCAGCAAGAGUAAUAUCUCGGCAGCCUUCUCAGAGAUCACCAGCGCUUAAAUGCCGUGUUGAUGAGCCGGCAUUGGAUUCAGGUGAGACGUCGGACACGCCCACCACGACCAGGUCUGCAACAAAAACACAAUCCAACCAGCAGCAGAACGUGACAGUAUAUUGUUGAAAACAGCCAACAAUUGCAUCUUAGAUGUAACUAGAAUUUAAAAAAAAAAAAAAAAGACAUUCACUGCUUUCACUCAAAAAACUUUUAGAUUUUAUUUUAAAAAAAUAUAUGUAUAUAUAUAUAUUACCUAAAAAUGCCGUUACACUUGAUCGCUUACAUCACUGAAAAGUUAGGAUUUUUUCCCACGUGUUUAAAUUGUAUUUCUAUUUGUUUGAAGCCAUUUUUAAGUUCUAGUUAAGUUUUAAGUUAGUCUAAACUCUAAGUCCUGAUAGGAUUUUGACUUUUUGCAGUGUUCAAAAUAAAUGAAUGAUACAGGCUGUAUUGGAGCACAUUAGGGACCAGUGCUACUUGGUGUUUUAUCCAGCAAUGACUACUGAGCUAAAAUUGAUGGUUAGCAUUAUUAAGUUUUUAUUUUACACCCUCAUCACUCCACAAUGCUAUGUUAUGUUAAAGCCUGUAUGUAAGACAGGUUAGCCACGCAUCGACAGUGGUCAUAAUUAAUAGAAACCUUGCCCUCCGCAGGGCUAACGUUACGCGAGCUAGUGACAGUAACGUUAAUCUUAUUUAUUAGCGCUUAGCACUCUUUAUUAGCACUUAGCGCUCUACUGCUUUAAGAUGGCGGCUGUUUACUACGCGGCAGAGUCUGUCAUUUCGCAUCUAGUUCAACAUACAUGUGAUCUCUAUGAGAUGCUACCUGCUACCAACGUAGCAUCGUGCGGGCUAGUAUUUAGCAACAUCGGCGUCGUUUGUAGCGGCUGUCGGCUGCAGUAAGUGUU